AUUCACUUAAUUUUAUCAUAACAAUAAUCAUACGAAAUGGAAUUGACAAUUGCCUUUAUAAUAAUUUGCGUCGGAGUUUUAGGAUUUGGAAAUGUUGAAGGUAACAUUUACGUGACCAGUUUUGGUGCUCGCGGAGAUGGUAAAACUGAUGAUUCACAGGCAUUCCUAAAAGCCUGGGAGGCAGCAUGUCAAGCAGGGGGCACUAAAACUUUGACAGUUCCUGGAGGCAAGAAUUUUUUUCUUCAACCUCUCAUUUUCUCUGGUCCUUGCAAAUCUACAGUUACAUUUGAGCUCCUGGGAACUCUUUUGAUUCCUAAUCCCAGUGAGUGGAAACCAAAUAAAAAUAACCGAUGGAUAGGUUUCAAAGAUAUUGAGGCCCUCACCGUCCUGGGACCAGGACAGAUAGACGGCCGUGGUGAGGCCUGGUGGAAUUAUCGCACACCAGCAGAUCGACCAACGUCGCUUCAUUUCAACCGCUGCAAUAAUCUUCAAGUGAGGGAAAUUACUUCGGUGAAUACUCCAAGAAAUCAUAUUAGCAUCCACAACUGUACAGGUCCGACAAUAUCCAACCUAAAUCUUUUUGCGCCCGGUGAAAGCCCGAACACAGACGGGAUCGACGUCUCUUUAUCGAGCCAAAUCACAAUUAAAGAUUCCAGCAUCAGAACCGGUGAUGAUUGUGUGGCUAUUAACGGAGGCGUUGUCGGCAUCAACAUCACAAAUGUGAACUGUGGUCCUGGUCACGGAAUCAGCGUGGGGAGUUUAGGACGCAAUGGACAGACAGAAAUCGUAGAGCAAGUGCUAGUGAAGCAUUGUACAUUCAACAAGACCCAAAAUGGAGCAAGAAUCAAGACAAUUCCUGGUGGAAAAGGUUACGUGAAGGGCGUAGUAUACGAAGAUAUUACACUAAUAGAAGCAGGAAACCCUAUCAUGAUUGAUCAGUACUAUGGUUGUAAGGAUCGGUGCUCCUCUGGGGCGAGUGCGGUGGAGAUAAGCAACGUGAGGUUCGUAGGGAUUAAAGGGACAUCGGUGAAGAAAAACGCGAUAUCGAUGCUGUGCAGCGAUACGAAGAAAUGCAACGACGUCGGAUUGGAGGACGUGAACAUUACGGCGGCGGGAGAAAUAAAGGAAGUGCAGUCGGUGUGCAGCAAUAUCGAGGGCUAUUCUCGUGAAACGACCCCUCCUGUCCCGUGUUUCCCCUAAACCUCGCUGCCAUUUAUUAUACGUCUCGACUCUCUCCAUUUCCCUUUUCCGUCCCAUGUUCUUAUUAAUAAUUGAGAUGCUGUAAUAAGAUGUGUUAAUUUACCCAAAAUAAUAUAA
Molecule: messenger RNA, 1317 nt
Organism: Tarenaya hassleriana
Lineage: Eukaryota; Viridiplantae; Streptophyta; Magnoliopsida; Brassicales; Cleomaceae
Product: probable polygalacturonase At3g15720
Exons: 10
Coding region: 37-1200 (387 amino acids)
Biological process (GO): carbohydrate metabolic process
Molecular function (GO): polygalacturonase activity
Source: RefSeq, a predicted model, not a curated record